Trichoderma virens Gv29-8 is the source of this 1326-nucleotide messenger RNA. RefSeq lists its product as uncharacterized. The record is from RefSeq and is a predicted model, not a curated record. Lineage: Eukaryota; Fungi; Ascomycota; Sordariomycetes; Hypocreales; Hypocreaceae. Bases 1 to 1326 code for a protein of 441 amino acids. The transcript is spliced from 5 exons.
AUGGUUCUGAUUCAGUCGAGUUUUGCUUCUGUGGUAGCCGCAUUUGGGCUGUUAGUCAACAUCGUCGUGGCCACUGGGCCAUUGAACGGCCUUCCCGUGCUCAAUGGACCCGUUCCAGUUGUCCCGCAAGUCCUUGGAUCAAAAAAGCAUGUCGGCGAGUUUAUACAUCCGGGGCUCUGGCAUACGCAUGACGAUCUUGAGCGCAUCCGAUUGGGAGUAGUGAAAGGACAAGAGCCAUGGAAAUCAGCGUACGAAAAAUUCAGCGCAGAUUCCUUCUCCCAAGCUUCCUAUACUAUGCAAGGCCCAAAAAGCGUCAUAUGCAGAGGUGGGUGUAGCAAUAACUACACAACCUUCAGCAACGAUGUGCGCGCAGCCUAUCAGAAUGCAUUGAUGUGGUAUAUCACGAAGAACCAGAGCCACUGGGAUCGAUCUACCACGAUCCUGGACGCUUGGGGCACAAAUUUGACUUCCAUCAUCGGCACCGACACUUCUCUUCUCGUUGGCCUUGAAGGAGACAUGUUCGCCAAUGCGGCAGAGAUUAUGCGAUGGGAAGGAGGCUGGAUUGAGGCGGGGGCGAAGGCUUCGGGUGGAAGCGGAUUCUCGAAUCAACUGUACUGGCUGUUUGCACGUCAAUCCAUCAUUGUUGGCCAGGCAAACUAUGGCAUGGUUAGCAUCAAGGCCCUGCUGUCUUUUGCCGUUUACCUAGACGAUGUGACGCUGUAUAAUUACGCGGUAUACGCUUUUCAGAAUGAUCUUUGCGCUGGAGUAUAUGGAAACUUCCAUCCAGAAACGGGACAGAGUGCAGAAACUGGUCGCGACCAGGGCCAUGCGCAAGGUGGCCUAGGCUGGACUGCAGAGGCGGCAAGAAUCAUGCAAUCUCAGGGAGCGGAUGUGUACUCGCUUGGGGACAACCUUCUGCUCAAGGCCGCAGAAUACACAGCUAAAUACAACUUGGGCUAUGAUGUGCCUUACGAUCCCAAGUUCUACCGUUGCGAGGCAAUUCUGAUCAACGGACCGUGGGCCCUACCAUCCAACAUCAGUCGGGGAGUCGCCAAACCACCGCCUAAAGUUUGGGAUAUUUUAUACUAUCAAUAUGUCGUCAAGCGCGGGCUUCGCGCUCCUUAUACUACCAAAAUGAAGACAACGAUCAAUGGCCUCGGAGGCGAAGGCAACCCUGGCACAACCAGCCCUGGCGACCAUCCAAGCUGGGGUGAUUUGAUCUGGUCCUAUGACAAAAAGGGCAAGUUUCUCAAUGACAACGGAAGGACUAUUUGGGGAGGCGGCGAAAUUGGGCCUAAUGGAAAAGGCAUGAUUAACUCUGCUUGA